Aspergillus saccharolyticus JOP 1030-1 is the source of this 5163-nucleotide messenger RNA. RefSeq names its product chromatin-remodeling ATPase INO80 (gene ino80). Gene Ontology annotation, biological process: chromatin remodeling; DNA repair; DNA-templated transcription. The record is from RefSeq and is a predicted model, not a curated record. Gene Ontology annotation, cellular component: Ino80 complex; nucleus. NCBI's taxonomy places the organism in Eukaryota, Fungi, Ascomycota, Eurotiomycetes, Eurotiales, Aspergillaceae. Gene Ontology annotation, molecular function: ATP-dependent chromatin remodeler activity; histone binding; DNA binding. The coding region runs from base 1 to 5163 and encodes 1720 amino acids. The transcript has 3 exons.
AUGACGGGAGCUCCGCCGUACAAUCCUCAGUCUCCUACCCAGCAGUCUCGUUAUCCCGCCUAUUCUUCUCCGAACAAGAACCGUCCCUUCUACCCCAGCAACAAUGAUCAAUUUCAACAGCACCCGCCGCAGACGCCCCCGGCCUUUCCCCCUCAAUCCAGUAUGGCCAGGAGCCCUCACUUCUCGCAUGCGCCAUCUCCAUUGCCGGCCACGCUGCCUCCGUUAAAUGGCGCUGCUCCCUCGUCUCAUCCACCGGAUACAUCUUCACAGUAUCAGGCCCAUUCCUCGGCUGGCACGCCGCAAUUCCCCCUGCCUCGGCCCUACUCUAAUUCCGUCUUGUCGGGCAACGGCGCGGCCCCCUACGGUCAUUCUACUCCCUCCCACGCUCGUCCCUCUGGUCGGCCCGACAGUCAUUCGCAGGUUUCUCCAAAGAAAGAAGCAGAUUCCUCUUACCCCAUGGGGGGUCACGGAGUCGCGGCGUACUCAUCUCCCAUGAUGCGAGAGUCUAGGCAUUCCCCUCCCAAGGAAACUAAACCAGAUCCCAUGUCUUUUGCGAGCAUUUUGGCUGGACCAGCAGAAGAGCGCAACCCGCCUUCCCGACAGUCUCCACCAAAAAAGCAGUCGCCUCUUGACUCUGCAUCAACUUCUAUCGCGCCGACACCAACCGCCUCAGACACUUUCAACACUCCGUCGACGAUGCCUAGUCCGAUCGCCUACAUCAAGAGCAAAGACAAAGAGACCUCGGGUCCGACUCUACCGAGAUUAGAAAAGAAACCUUCCCAAGAGAAGCGCCGUCGCAACGUCGACCCAGAGUCCAGGGUGUCCGACUCGCGGACCUCAACCACUAAUGGCAUUGCGGAGUCCACGAAACCCUCUUCCUCUUCCCGCGCUGCUGUUUCUCGCCAGGCCUUGACGGAAGGAGAGGCGGAGGCUCUCAACCGCGCCAUAGUCGAUAUGGCGAACGCCGAUAAAAGUGACGUGGAAGCCCCCGGAUAUGAGAGACAGUAUCAAGAAUACAAGGCCAAAAGCAAAAAGCGUGCCCUUCUGACAGAGCAAACGGAAUUGAUUCGGCGCAAGCGACGACGCCACCAAUUCCUAUCAGCCUUCGCGAAGUCCCUUGAGAAGCAAGCCGAGGCUGGAAUGGAUCGAUUCAGACUCGCGAACGAGUCGUCAGUCAUCGCCGAAGUACAAGCCAAAGAGAUUCAAGAUGAGAAGGAACGCAAAAAGGAUAUGCAGCGAAAGCGGCGACGCGAGAAUACUGUGCGCAUGGAGAUGCAGAAGAAGCUGGAGGCAGAGCUCAAAGCAAAUGAGGCGCAGGACUCUGCCGAAAAGGCUAAGUUCCUCCGUGAAGCCGAAAGGGCUCAGCGCAAAAUCAAGACUACCAAGAGAGCACUGGAGGGUGUCACUGCCCCCGAGGAGAUUAGUGAGGUCACUCCCUUGGCGCCCAACCUCGAAGGCGGCACCACCAGUUCCUUCCACAUUGGUCGGAACUCUCCUUCCAGGCGCAAGUCUGGACGCAACGGCCCCGUCACGCGCCCGAAGAAGUCGAAAGAACAAAAGCAAGCGGAGAAAGAUGCAGCAGAAGCAGCUUACGCAGCCAUGGAGAACGACGAGGCGCUGCCUCUGGCACCCAAAGAGGAUCCUCGCAAGGAGUCUAUCAAGAAAGAGACGACCAAAGGCAGCCGAUCCAAGGAGCCCACACCUGCGCCGCUUUCCGCCUUCGAGACAAAGGGCUACAACCAGAUCUACGAGCAAAUCUGGCGCGAUAUUGCUCGUAAAGACAUCCCUAAGGUCUACCGCAUCAAGGGUCUGUCACUCAGCACGCGCCAGGAGAAUCUUCGCAAGACAGCACAACUUGCUAGCAAGCAAUCUCGCAAAUGGCAAGAACGCACCAACAAGAGCAUGAAAGACACUCAAGCCCGGGCCAAACGAACCAUGCGUGAGAUGAUGUCCUUUUGGAAGCGUAACGAACGUGAGGAACGUGAUCUGCGUCGCCUUGCCGAAAAGCAGGAGAUUGAAUCGGCCAAGAAGGCAGAAGCGGAGCGUGAAGCUAAUCGUCAGAGACGAAAGCUCAACUUCCUUAUCUCGCAGACCGAGCUGUACUCUCACUUUAUUGGCCGCAAGAUCAAAGGUGCAGAAGGGGACGAGUCCGGUGACACGGCCGUGGAAGGUUCUGAUCAGACCAUCCAGCCUGGGAAACCUCAAGAUCACACGGUGGAUAUGCCCCCCAGUGUCGCCGAUCUUGGGGCCAAGGUUACCAACUUCGAAGAUCUCGACUUCGAUGCCGAGGAUGAGACGGCCUUGCGACAGGCGGCUAUGGCCAAUGCGCAAAAUGCCGUUCAGCAGGCUCAGGAUCGAGCCCGCGCCUUCAACAACGACCAGAACCAAAUGGCUGCGUUGGACGAGGGCGAACUGAACUUUCAGAAUCCUACUAGCUUGGGUGAUAUCGAGAUCUCUCAGCCCAACAUGCUUACGGCGAAGCUCAAGGAGUAUCAGCUCAAGGGUUUGAACUGGCUUGUCAAUCUGUAUGAGCAAGGUAUCAACGGUAUCUUGGCCGACGAGAUGGGUCUGGGAAAAACCAUUCAGUCCAUUUCAGUCAUGGCUUAUCUCGCUGAAGUCCACAACAUCUGGGGUCCUUUCUUGGUCAUUGCGCCAGCCUCAACCCUGCACAAUUGGCAACAGGAGAUCACCAAGUUCGUUCCGGACAUCAAGGUUCUUCCGUACUGGGGCUCGGCCAAAGACCGCAAGAUCCUUCGUAAGUUCUGGGAUCGAAAGCAUAUCACAUACACGAAGGAAUCUGAAUUUCAUGUGUUGGUCACCUCGUAUCAGCUGGUGGUCCUGGAUGCACAAUACUUCCAAAAGGUCAAGUGGCAGUACAUGAUCCUCGACGAAGCCCAGGCCAUCAAGUCUUCUCAGAGUUCCCGUUGGAAGAACCUGCUCGGCUUCUCCUGCCGUAACCGUCUCCUCCUAACAGGUACUCCCAUCCAGAACAACAUGCAAGAACUGUGGGCUCUUCUGCACUUUAUCAUGCCCACAUUGUUCGACUCUCACGACGAGUUCAGCGAAUGGUUCUCCAAAGACAUCGAGUCCCACGCUCAAAGUAACACGAAACUUAAUGAAGACCAGCUGAGACGUCUGCACAUGAUCUUGAAGCCCUUUAUGCUUCGCCGUGUCAAGAAGCAUGUUCAACAGGAGCUUGGAGAUAAGGUUGAGAAGGAUAUCUUCUGCGAUCUCACCUAUCGCCAGCGUGCGUACUAUACCAAUCUGCGCAAUCGGGUUAGCAUCAUGGACUUGAUCGAAAAGGCCGCUGUUGGAGACGAAGCGGAUAGCACGACACUGAUGAACUUGGUCAUGCAGUUCCGGAAGGUCUGCAAUCAUCCGGAUUUGUUCGAGCGUGCGGAAACGAAAUCCCCGUUCUCGGUCGCACAUUUUGCCGAAACCGCUUCGUUUGUUAGAGAAGGUCAGAACGUUGAUGUCGCCUAUUCAACCCGCAACCUGAUCGAGUAUCCAUUGCCUCGCCUGCUCUGUGGAUCUGCCGGUCGGGUCAAUGUCGCAGGACCCGACAAUGCGCAUGCCGGCUUCCGUGGAAAGUAUCUCAACCACAUGAUGAACAUCUUCGCUCCGGAUAAUAUCAGGCAGAGUGUCCGGGACAAUGGGGCAUUUUCGUUCCUACGGUUUGUGGAUACGUCCCCGGGUGAGGCAUACGAGCAGUCACGCCUUGGUGUCUUUGAGCGAGCUGUUCGACGCCGUGAGCAAACGAACAGGCUGGCUAGACUCAAAGUCGUGUACGACGAUGACAGGACAGCCGCAUCAGUCUUGCCCCAUACCAUGUUCAACAUUCUCGACCGCAAUGAUGGUCGUGCGGUGCACGAAGUCGCGGCCGAGGGUUAUAUGCGGGAUCUGAUGACCGUUGCUGAGUCUAUGUUUGAACGCGAAGGUCUAUCACUGAUUGAGCCUUCGGCCGGCCCUGCAGCCUCGGCGCCGCCGAUCACCAUCACAAGCUCAAGUCAGAUUCCUAUGUACGAGGCUAGAGACAGUUUCUUUAAUGUUUCUUUGCGCCAUGCCUUGUACGGUGUUGCUUCGAAACAGGUGGAGCAGCAAAUCCUAGAGCAGAAGCUAGACCCUACGCCCUACUCUCUGCCACCCAUGCUGCCCAAGCCACUUUCCCUCAAGGGCCGCUACACGCAUAUUGAGGUGCCAUCCAUGCGUCGCUUCGUUACGGACUCAGGGAAACUGGCCAAGCUCGACGAACUCUUGCGCGAGCUCAAGGCCGGUGGGCAUCGUGUGCUCCUGUAUUUCCAGAUGACACGUAUGAUCGACCUGAUGGAGGAGUACUUGACCUACCGCAAUUACAAGUAUUGUCGUUUGGAUGGAAGCACCAAGCUGGAGGAUCGUCGUGAUACUGUGGCGGAUUUCCAACAGCGUCCGGAGAUCUUCGUGUUCCUACUAUCCACGCGUGCGGGUGGUUUGGGUAUCAACUUGACCGCGGCCGAUACAGUCAUCUUCUACGAUUCGGAUUGGAACCCUACUAUCGAUUCGCAAGCCAUGGACCGUGCUCACCGUCUGGGUCAAACGAGGCAGGUCACGGUCUAUCGCCUCAUCACCCGAGGCACCAUCGAAGAGCGGAUCCGGAAGCGUGCGUUGCAGAAGGAAGAGGUGCAGCGUGUGGUCAUUACCGGUGGUGCCGCUGGUGGCGUUGACUUUAACACACGUAAUCGGGAGAGCCGGACUAAGGAUAUUGCCAUGUGGCUGGCGGACGACGAGCAAGCCGAGCUCAUUGAACAAAAGGAAAAAGAAGCCCUGGAUCGCGGAGAGAUGUUUGGGGCUGGUAAAGGAGGAAAGAAGGCGGCUCAGAAGAGGAAGAGGGAUAUCACGCUGGAUGAUAUGUAUCAUGAAGGUAUGGCGCCCUACGAUCCCAACCUGCAAACAUUGGCUAACUCGGAUUUUCCUUUAGGUGAGGGUAACUUCGACGAUGCUAGUGCAAAACCCUCUGGCGCCGCAACUCCGGUCUCCGCAGCGGAUAACGUGGGUACGCCCUCGGGCACGCCAGUCCCCAAGCGAGGCCGUGGACGCGGGACCGGCAAAGGAACGUCGAAACGGGCGAAGACGACGAAAGAGCGACUGCGUCUCAUUGACGGCGACGGGGGCCUCGGACCCAGUUAA